AACAUCCUCCCACUAACGCUUUUUCAAAUUUGUGAGGGAAAGUGAGUCCGUGCGGAGCGCGAGUGCGUCCCACAAUGCACUCGCCACUCAGCGGGAAACCAAAAUGGCGAGAGCGAGCGAGCCAAGCCAGCCGUUUACCAUAGUGUAAAAUACUUAAUACGUUAGAUUCAUCUCUCAAAAGCAGCACCAUCUCGAUUUACAGCGGAGCGCCUGCUGACCGUUUAUGGUGUAGUUCGUUGUGUUUGUGAGGCAUUGUAACCCGGGAAAGUGGCCGAAUGAGAGACUCCGCAAGUUUAGAUAACCUGGCCGCCCACCAAAAGUCAACUCCAAAUCACCAACACAAGUCACCGGUGCCUUUGUCACAAUUUCCCGUGAAAGAUGGGCUGACCGACACAGCCAAACUCGCCAGCAAGUUUGAAGAAGGGCAGGAUGUCCUGGCCCGAUGGUCAGAUGGCCUUUUUUACCUGGGAACUAUCUCCAAGAUAGAUAAACAUAAGCAUCGCUGCUUUGUGAUUUUUGAAGAUCAGUCUAAAUCCUGGGUUCUGUGGAAGGACAUUCAGACAGUUGACAGACCUCAGAGUCUCCAGGCUUACACAAACCGUAAGUCCCACAUCGAGCCAGGAGACAAGAAUAGGGAAGGGGACAGUGGUGGGGAAAUGCUCUGCUCUAUAUGCCAGAAUGAAAGCUCCGAGCCCCCCAAUGAAAUAGUCAUCUGUGACAAAUGUGGGCAAGGAUACCAUCAGCUAUGCCAUGCUCCCAUAAUUGACUCCAGUGUCAUUGCCUCUGAUGACAAAUGGCUGUGCAGACAGUGCGUGUUUGCUACAACAACAAAGAGAGGCGGUGCACUGAAGAAAGGGCCAAAUGCCAAAGCCCUACAGGAAAUGAAACAGUCUCUGCCAUACGCCCUUGAAGAUUUAGUGUGGGACCAGGGCCACAAGACCAACAUCCAGCAAUGCUACUGCUACUGUGGAGGGCCUGGCGACUGGUAUCUGAAGAUGUUGCAGUGUAAUAAGUGUAAACAGUGGUUUCAUGAAGCCUGCAUCCAGUGUUUUCAGAAGCCCAUGCUCUUUGGAGACAGGUUCUAUCUAUUUAUUUGUUCAGUUUGUAAUAGUGGACCAGAGUACCUCAAACGUUUGCCUCUGAGAUGGGAAGAUGUUGCACACCUGAGCCUCUAUAACCUGAGUGUAAUUCAUAAAAAGAAAUACUUUGACUCAGAACUCGAGCUGAUGACUUACAUCAAUGAAAACUGGGAUAGGCUUCAACUUGGCGAGCUUGCAGAUACCCCGAGAGCAGAACGAUAUGAAUGCAUUCUGGAAGCACUUAACAGCAACCUCAACAUGUUCAUGUCAGGGAAAGAGAUAAAAAAGAAGAAACACCUGUUUGGAUUACGAAUUCGCUUCCCACCAGCCCCACAGAGUUCUGAGCUCCUGUCAGGUCGAGAACCGGAAAAAGCCUCCCAUGAGAUCAAAAUCAAAGGCAGGAAGGCCACCAAACCCCCUCAUUCAUGCAGCACUGUCAAUAAUGGAGUGAAGAAAGGAAAGAGGAAGCAUCACACGCACUCCUUAGAGACGUUGGCCAAACUGAGAAGAUCAAGUGAACUUUUGGCACAGAAUGAUGGGAAGAUACCAACUCUAGACAACAACUCACUGGACUUGAUGGCUUCAAAAAGUGCUAAAAUUGAAAAAUCUUUGCCUUCAUCAAGUACCUCAGAUGUUGAAUCUGUUGGUGCCACCAGCAACAGUGAAACUACCUCAACCACCCUCUCAAGGCAGUCCAGUUUGGGCAGUCCGAGCGGACCACGCACUGGAUGCUUAUGGCCCACCAUCACACAGCCGCCGAUUAAGAGACGCCGGGGGCGUCCACGGCGAGCACUGCAGCCCCCAAAUCCAGAGAUUCCUCCACCCUGCAACCCGGAGCUGCAACCCAGCAACAACGUUCCCGAGCCCAGCCCCCUCCCCUCCUGCCUCUACAGCGGCAUGGACAUCAUGCAGGGCCUGGACCCCAGCACCCAGCUCAACCAGCUCAAGAGUUCCAUCAGCACUUACUUCGGCGCUGCAGGACGCCUGGCCUGUGGGGAGAAGUACCGUGUGCUCGCUCGCCGUGUCACUAAUGAUGGCAAAGUCCAGUACUUGGUGGAAUGGGAGGGUGUCACUGCCUCCUGAGCUUCAUAUCAGUCUAAUGUAUUUCAUUUCUUGACAGUAAAUGUGUAACCCAUAAUGAGAGAAGGGCAGUGAUUGUGCCCAGAUGUAUGUGGUUGACUCAGGACUAUAAGAAAGAGAUGGGACUUUGUAAAGUUCUGUGUAUGUGACCUGUCUCUGUGGAAAUUGAAAAGGAAUGCCUUCACAUGGACUGGAUUUACACAUUGAAGGUGGCUGUAGUUUCAGGUUUAGGACAUAAUCAAUUCACUACUUUGUGAAAAUAACCCGUGUCCUUGCUUUUUUUUCUCUGAUAUGGAGGUGCCUUAAGGGGAUGUGAAACGGAUACUAUAUAUGCUGCUGGAGACUGAGGAUUUUUGUUUCUGCUUAUUCAUUUAAACAUUUUCUUAUAGCUCGAAUUGCCAAGAGGAGAGAGCGCUAUUGUCAAUAGGGCACUUUUAUUUACAUUUCAACUGAUUGCACAUAAAGCUCUCAUCCUGUACAUCUAGUAUUGUGUCAUCUCACUUUAAACAGCCUAGCUUGUGAAUUUGAUUAUAAAAUGAAAUUGAUGUUAAAAAAAAAACAAUGGGAAAUGGUUCAUUGUUCUCCUGCCGCAAAACAAAAUUAAAAUAUGAGUAGCAUUAAUAUUUACAUAAAAUCUUUGUGUUUGAGACAUUCCACAUUCCCAAGAAGGCUAAUCGAAGGCUUUUUUUUUUUGUUUAUAGUUGUCUCUUUUUUUAUUAUUAUUAUUUUUUUUAUUAUAUAUUAUCUUAAAAACAUAUGACAGCGCUGUAGCGUUAGGAGGUCUUUUGUAUAUCCUCCCUUUAAAACAAUUCAAUAUCUGCCCUGGUAAUUUAAGUUAUAAAGGUUUUUAUUUUUAGUCUAAGCGCGUUUUAUUUUUUAAUUCUGAAUCGGAUGUCUAAUUUGUCUAGUCUUAUCUGUAUACUUUGUUAUACUAUGCAACUAAUUCAACAGACCUGUGUAUAUCGGUUUCUUUAUUUUUAUUUUUAUUUUUUUUGCAGCAUUAGCUUCACGUUACAAUCAGAAAACAGCAGCAAUAUUUUUGUUAUAAUUGACUCAGGCUUUUGUGGUGCUAUUUAUUACUUCUUUUUUUUUUUACAGUGUACACUAACAAAUUGUCAAUUCACAUGAGCACUCAGGUUAAUUUACAACUUGUAGGACAUCCAAAUGAGAUUUUCAGUUCUUAGCUUUGUAUUUUCAUACAUUUCAAAAAUUCUAAAGUUGUAUGAAUUUUUAGGUGGACAUUUUUUUUUUUGACCUGAGAAUGCCCUGUUCUCAAUAAUAUUAUCUAACCACUUGCAGAGGGUGGAAGUAGAAUUGGUAUCAGGCAAGUUUUGGACUUCAACAUUAAUACCUCCUGAUUUUGAUACAAAAAAAAAAAAAAAAAGAUCUAAAUAUUAAACUCUUGUUAUGUUAUGUGUAUGAAGCAUUAUUCAGUUGGUGUACCAGUGUUAGUAAAGCUUGCUUUGUAUUUUCCUGGCUUUGAGCAGGCUCCUUUAGCCAAAGAAUAAAGAUCUGAAACCUUA
This is a messenger RNA of Carassius auratus (goldfish), 3682 nucleotides long. It is a transcript of the gene mtf2, whose product is annotated as metal response element binding transcription factor 2. Lineage: Eukaryota; Metazoa; Chordata; Actinopteri; Cypriniformes; Cyprinidae. The coding region runs from base 276 to 2162 and encodes 628 amino acids. The transcript has 16 exons. Gene Ontology annotation, cellular component: nucleus. Gene Ontology annotation, molecular function: chromatin binding; DNA binding. Gene Ontology annotation, biological process: negative regulation of gene expression, epigenetic. The record is from RefSeq and is a predicted model, not a curated record.